Gryllus bimaculatus (two-spotted cricket) is the source of this 850-nucleotide messenger RNA. Lineage: Eukaryota; Metazoa; Arthropoda; Insecta; Orthoptera; Gryllidae. The record is from the annotation of a GenBank genome assembly.
AUGAGGUGGCUGGCCUGCGUGAGCGCCCUUCUGCUGGCGUCUGCCGUGGCGGAGGCACAGCAGUGCGGCGGAGAGAGCGGGGCAGUGGCGGGCGGCGUGGGCGCGGGCGCGACGCGCCUGUGGCUGAGCGGCGAGCACAACGCGACGGGCCACUGGACGGCGACCCUGCGCCUGGAGAAGGACAGCGCCGUGGGGCAGCCGGGCAGGCAAGCGGCUUGCAGCUGAGCUGGAGCCCUCGAGCUGGCGCUGCGGCUCCACGCUCACCGACGCCCUGCCAGCUCACCCUGUUGCACAGUCCUCCAUUACCUCCCGGUCCCGACUAUCAGCAACUGGCUGGCGGUCACUUCUACAAACUCCACACGGAGCUUCUGACCUGGGAGGCUGCGAAGAGAGCGUGCGAAGCCGAGGGCGCGUUUUUGCUCGUCCUCAACUCCCAAAAGGAGGCCGACGCAAUUCUGCAGCUCGUGAAGGAAUACAAGGGUCUUUCUGAGUGGCUGCACAUCGGCUUUCACGAUAAGGACCGGGAAGGACAUUACUUAACUGUUCUCGGAGAUCUGUUGUCCCAGUCAGGGUAUACCCGCUGGGAGCAGCGUGACCCAACAGGCGACCCGGAAGACUGUGGAGCAAUUUCUAAAACAGUGGGGCUGGUCGAUAUUACUUGUGAAAAUCAUAAAAUGAAUUUCAUUUGCGAACAGUUCUCGUAGUUACGCCUGUUGUAUAAAAUUGUUCCAACACACAAAUCUAAAAGAAUCCUAUAUUAUUCAAAGAUUGUAUAAAUGUUUUAAUUAUAUAUUUGUAACAAAUUAUAAAGAUAUGUUUGUGUUAAUAAAAUCUCGUUUUUAAAUUCUUG